UAUGAACUACAUACUGGAGGUUUCUGCAGGUUAAUUUAUGGUGUUUUUAACUUGUAUGACUGACUUUUGAAAACCUGCAAAUGGCGACGCAGAGAAGAACGCUUAGAAGAGACUAAAUGAGUGUGUGAUUAAAAAAAAGGAUCUGCCUAAUUUCUCUUUAGGGCUGGAAAAGAGGGCUGGUGAAGAACACCUAGACCAAAGGAAAAGCUUUUUGCACUCGGCAUUAAUGCAACCAAACUCAAGUUUCUUCCAGAAGACAAACUUUACACUUUAGAAGACAUGCAUAAAGGGAAAGUGCUUUUUGUAGUAGACUAAGUGGCUCAGGAAAUUGCAUCAUAUUAGCUAUAACCUGAAGAAAAAUCACAGCACACGACUUAUGCGCAGGUAGUCUCAGCAACCUUGAAGUGGGAAAAAAAGAAAGAAAAUCACACCUAAAGAAACCUAAGGAAGCUCAGGUGAGGCUGGAGAAUGGAUCUGUUCAGAAAGCUGUGGGCGGCGAGGAAGCUGAUUCUUGUGGUCAUGAUCCCUCUGUCCCUGCUGCCUCUGCCUCUCAUCCAUCCAAGCAGUGAAUCCUCCUGUGCCUAUGUGCUGAUUGUGACAGCAGUGUACUGGGUGUCAGAGGCAGUGCCUUUGGGGGCUGCAGCGUUGGUGCCGGCAUUCUUAUACCCACUCUUUGGGGUUCUCAAAUCAAGUGAGGUAGCCUCAGAGUACUUUAAGGACACGACGCUCCUGCUGAUGGGAGUUAUCUGCCUGGCUGCUUCUAUAGAAAAGUGGAACCUGCACAAACGCAUUGCUCUGCGCAUGGUUAUGAUAGCUGGAGCCAAACCUGGAAUGCUGGUGUUAGGAUUCAUGUGCUGCACUGUUUUCCUGUCAAUGUGGCUGAGUAACACCUCCACAACAGCCAUGGUGAUGCCUAUUGCUGAGGCCGUGCUGCAGCAGCUCAUCUACACCGGCAUCGCCGAUUCUCACGAUGAUUCGGAUACUGUGGAGACACAAGAGGACGAAAACGAUAAAGAGAAGAACUUGAGCAAGAAUCACCCUGAGCUUUCAGACUGUGACAACAGUUGUGAGAAACUAGAGAUUUACACAGUUUCUGAGGAAGCUAAUGGUGUUGCAUUGAAGCCAGUUCAGGGAACAGACUUUCCAAAGCAGACUAAUGGACAUCUACCUGAGGUUUCAGUUGAUGUUCCUGUGCCAAAGAAACCCAAAAUCAAGAGGGACUCAAUGUACCCAACCAAGAGGGACCACAUGAUAUGCAAGUGUCUGUCUCUGAGUAUCACGUACGCAGCUACCAUCGGCGGCCUCAUCACCAUCACCGGCACCUCCACCAAUCUCAUCUUUGCAGAACAGUUCAACAAUCGAUACCCAGAUGCCAAAGUCAUCAAUUUUGGAACGUGGUUCAUCUUCAGCCUGCCUAUUGCUCUCAUUAUGCUGGUGUUAACUUGGCUCUGGCUCCACUUCCUGUUCCUUGGAUGCAACUUCAGGGAAACUUGUUCUUGGAGUAAGAAACGCAAGACCAAGCGGGAGAUUCUCUCUGAGAAACGCAUCCAUGAAGAGUACCAGAAGCUUGGUGCCAUAAGUUAUCCAGAAGUUGUGACGGGAGUCUUCUUCAUUCUGAUGACCUUGCUGUGGUUCACAAGAGAACCGGGAUUUGUUCCUGGCUGGACAGUCCUGUUUGAGCAGCAAGGCUACAGGACUGAUGCCACAGUCUCUGUGCUGCUUGGCUUCCUCCUCUUCCUCAUCCCUGCACGCAAGCCCUGGCCCUGUUCAUCUUCGAGCAGAAGCACAGUGACUGCUUGCGAAGAGGACAAGGAGGAUGAAGAGGAAGACCCCUUGGCACCCAUGAUCACGUGGAAAGACUUCUUGAGACUGAUGCCAUGGGAAAUUGUGAUUCUGGUUGGAGCAGGAUAUGCGCUGGCAGCUGGGUGUAAGGUGUCGGGUUUGUCCAUGUGGAUUGGGCGUCAGCUGGAGCCGAUGAGCGGCUUGCCACCAUGGGCCGUCACUCUACUCGCUUGCUUGCUCGUGUCUGCUGUGACUGAAUUCGCCAGCAACCCUGCCACUCUCACUGUGUUCCUGCCCAUCCUUUCUGCUUUGUCAGAGACUGUGCAGAUAAACCCCCUGCACACUCUCAUCCCCGCCACCAUGUGUGUCUCCUUCGGAGUCAUGCUGCCUGUAGGAAACCCACCAAACGCCAUUGUGUUCAGUUAUGGACAUCUGAAAAUCAGCGACAUGGUUAAGGCUGGUUUCGGGGUGAAUCUGAUUGGAGUUUUGGUGGUCAUGCUGGCUAUAACCACAUGGGGAGUCCCGCUUUUCCAGCUGACGGAGUUCCCUGCCUGGGCAGUAAUGAAAAAUGUAACUGAGGGCUUGUAGGCACACGUGGGAAAGAGAGUUGCUGAAAUGACAGAAAGGAAUGGACAACUUUUUAAAUAUAUGCCGCAAGAGGCACAUUUUUCUUCUUCUCUCAUUGCCUCUGUUUGUGCUCCUUGUGUUUGCCUCAAGUGAAUGAUAAAAUAGAUAAAAUGCCUUGGGAAACAUGGGAAAUAUGAAGACCUCUUCAUGGUUACCACCCUUUAUUUGAGGGCGAUGCAAUUUUCUCUCAAACUUGGUUUUCAAAUAAAUGAUAAAUAAUGCAUUUAUACGGUCAGUGAAGUUCACAGUUCUUUAACAUAGAUCAGUGCAGCAUUGUGUUGUGGUUUAGUUUCAACCUGUAAAUAACGGCUGAUGUAGAAAGCGUGGAAGCAGCUUUUAUAAGGUGGAUGGAAAAACGUGUUCUUUGUUGUAUGAUCUCACACUGCUACUGUAAUUCAUUCAAACAACAGUCACACAUUGCAACGUUCAAAACGUCAUAAAUCACUGUAAAUACUUGAAACUGUUUCAUUAUGUACUACAUGAUAGGACAUAUUUGCAACUGACAUCUUUACAAAGCAUAAUAAAAUAAUAACAACAUAAAA
Pangasianodon hypophthalmus (striped catfish) is the source of this 2951-nucleotide messenger RNA. It is a transcript of the gene slc13a4, whose product is annotated as solute carrier family 13 member 4. Gene Ontology annotation, molecular function: transmembrane transporter activity. Bases 469 to 2370 code for a protein of 633 amino acids. Gene Ontology annotation, cellular component: membrane. Lineage: Eukaryota; Metazoa; Chordata; Actinopteri; Siluriformes; Pangasiidae. Gene Ontology annotation, biological process: monoatomic anion transmembrane transport. The record is from RefSeq and is a predicted model, not a curated record. The transcript has 16 exons.